AUGGUUGAUUGGUUAGAUGAGAAUUUCUCGGAUCAGUCCGACUCUUCUGACGAAGAGUUUGUUUUGCAAGAAGAUGCCGUAAAAGAUACUAGUGAUAGCUCGGAAGAAGAAAGCGGCAGUGACGAAGAUGAAGUUGACCGUAGCACAACAGCCAAUCAAAAGUCUCCACCACAUCACACGAAUGGAAAUAGCGCAGUAGAUUGUAAUGGCCCACGAAAUACCAGUCCGUCAUUAAUCAAUGGUAACAGCUUAGAUGUUAAUACGAAUGGCAGAAUCGGUGCGAUCCGUCAUCGUCAAGAGCACUCUCAUUCACAUUUAUAUAGACCUUAUGAAUUAAGAACCAAUGGAGAUCGGAUUGAUAAUGACGAAUUGAAUGGUUGUGAAAUCGGUUCAUUUGACUAUAGGGUCAGAAGUGGUGCACUUUUGACUACGCAAGAUCGUCCCCUUCGAGAACUCAAAGUUCCGUUCGAGAUCUUCUCCGAAAACUUCAAUCGGUACCACGAGGAACAAGAGUCAACGUUGAAGGAACUAAAAUCAACGGAACAAAAAUUCCUCCAGAUGAAUACAGUGCUUGAAGAAGAAGUAGAUAAGCUCAGGGAUGAAACUGACGGAUUAAAAAGUGAAUAUAAAGAGAUUAGCGAGGAAAAUAGGAAGAUUCGAGAACAAAUUGAAGAGAUGCAUGCCCUCUUUAUCCCAUAUUUUAAUAAUUUAUUGACUGGUAAUGAGGAAGAUGACGAUGAAGAGGACCUUGAAAACAUGCAUCUCGACAAAAUUAUCGUCAGCGAUGAAAUCGGAGAAAAAAAGGAGAAUGAGGGAGAACUGAAUGAUGUCAAUAUUGGUCCCUUCAUCAUUGACAUGGCUCGUCGAUUUGCUCCUCAACAACAAUAA
Molecule: messenger RNA, 888 nt
Organism: Funneliformis caledonium
Lineage: Eukaryota; Fungi; Glomeromycota; Glomeromycetes; Glomerales; Glomeraceae
Source: the annotation of a GenBank genome assembly